AUGGCAUUGUGUAGUGAUUUUCCCCCGAUUCAUUUUUUCAAGAUAAUAGUUUCUGAAAGUCUUGAACAAGGAAAGCUUAUGAUACCGAUAACGUUUGUCAAGAAAUAUGGAGAUAGUUUACCAACAUCUAUAUUGAUAAAGACUCCGAAUGGUGCAGAUUGGAAAAUAAAUUUGGUGAAAAAUGAUGGCAAGAUAUGGUUUGAAAAGGGUUGGAAAGAAUUUGCAGACUAUCACUCUCUAUCUCAUGGUCAUCUUGUUGUUUUCAAAUAUGAAAAAGCUUCCUACUUUGAGGUAAUAAUCUUUGAUAAGAGUGGUUUAGAGAUAAAGUAUCCUUUAAAAAGAGUUGAAGUCAACAAGGAAGAAAAUUGUAGAGCAAGUCAAAAGAGAAAAGCUUACUCCUCCUUUGAAAUUGGAAGCACUAGUUGUGUUGAAGUUGUGAAAUCACAAAAGGUAGCAGCUGUAUCUCAUACUCACAAAAAGCACAAAGGAAAACAAGAGAAUACAACACUUGAAAGAGCAAAAGAGCUCAAAACAUGUAAUCCAUAUUUUGUUCUUCUCAUGGGUGCAUCAUACGUUGAAACCCGUUAUAUGUUGACCCUACCUUCUAUGUUUGGCAAAACACACUUUGAUAUCAAAAAGAAAAAAGGAAAUAUUUAUUUUCAGGUACCAAAUAAUGAAAAAGUAUGGCCUGCAAGGUAUGGAAUUAGGACGUCCUCCACAGGACUAAGAUUUGAACUCUUUUGUGGAUGGAAGAAAUUCUCAACGGACAAUGAUUUGAAAGUCGGUGAUGUUUGCAACUUUGAGCUCGUUCUUAAAACUAAUAUGACUUUUCUAGUUCACAUAUUUAGAAAGACGAAUCAAGUCAGCACAGAUAGUUUGCAAAUUCUUUCCAAAUCAAAAGAGAAGCUGCUAAAGGAUAGAUAGAGAAAAGGAAUGAAAAUCAUCACAACCAGAAGAGUGUUUUAGAAAUUCUGUCAACAAAUGAAAACUUACUAAUCUACUACUUAUUAUAACCAAG
This is a messenger RNA of Vicia villosa (hairy vetch), 1018 nucleotides long. RefSeq names its product B3 domain-containing protein At3g18960-like. The record is from RefSeq and is a predicted model, not a curated record. NCBI's taxonomy places the organism in Eukaryota, Viridiplantae, Streptophyta, Magnoliopsida, Fabales, Fabaceae. The transcript is spliced from 5 exons. The coding region runs from base 1 to 924 and encodes 307 amino acids. Gene Ontology annotation, molecular function: DNA binding.